AAUAUUUUUUGUCUUGCUUGCUAUUUUUUAUUGGUUCCUCAUUAUUUUUUUUACUUUUUCCUUUGUAAAUCGGCAAUUUGAACACAGUUCUUCGACGAGAGGUAUUUGUAGAAAUCACAAAUGCACAAUAAUAAAGAAAAUACUAUAACGACGAAUAAAGCGUCAAUCAUUGGACUGGGCUAUUAAAUAUCAAUGAGAAUUUGUCCUACCUUUUUAUUUGACCAAAUUGAAAAACUCAAAUUGGUGGUCAAAGUUUAAGCUAAACUAAAAAUUUAAAGAAAGCAAUUAAUGAAUUUCAUAACUUUGAUUCAAAAAAAUAUGAUGAAACAAUUGUAUUGGAAAUCAUGAUUACCACAGUUUGUCAAGUUUAACUUCGCUGGACAAUAUCUUAUUCAUGUUUCAUAUUAUGUUUACUUCUUACACAUCAGUGACCACGUAGUGAACCUAGGUUUGGGUUUAUUCGAGGGUUUCGACUAUAAUGCUUGCCAAAAAUAAUUUUGUGAUUACCUGUUCACAUACUUAUCGUUGUGUUUAUAUGGACUUCUAAACGUGUUUACUCAUGUUAUUGCAAGAGAAUACAUUAUGGAGGAAAUGCACAACAAGCUUGCUGAUGUUGAAGCAGAAUUUGAUGAUGAGAAAUUGGAAAGCCCUGUUAACAUUGUCGAAGGUGAAACCUCAGUGGGAGAGAGAGAUAGUACCUGCUGUAGGCAUGAAGUUCAAGGAUGUAGAGGAAAUGUUGAACUUCUACAAGAAAAAUGCUUAUGUCGUUGGUUUUCCAGUAAAGAAAAGAAAUUCGAAAUGGGGGGUUGACGGAGAAAUGAGAUAUGUGACGUUGACCUAUAGUCGUAAAGGUGGAAGAAUUGGUAAUACUGGUUGUUGUUCAAAGCCACAACCCACUAUUCAAAUGAGUUGUAGAGCAAGGAUAUCAGCAUCUUCUAAUAUAUUUGGAGUCUGGAGAAUUAACAAUGUCCACCUUGACCACAAUCAUGAAACAAGUCCUUCAAAGUCCAGACUAUAUCGACGCAACCGACAAUUGAGUACCCAUAUGAAAUGCAAACUUCAAGUUAAUGAUUUGGCAGGAAUCCCAUUGCAUAAAAGUUACAAUUUUGUAGUUGUAGAAGCAGGCGGUUAUGAUAAAAUGAGUUGUGCGGAAAAUGAUUUUAGAAAUUAUAUUGAACAAGUAUGGAGAUUAAGACUUGGAGAAGGGGAUGCUAUAGUAAUACAAUCCUACUUUUGCAAAGAGCAAGUGCAGUACUCAGGAUUUUACUUUAGCAUGGAUUUGGAUGAUGAAUUGCGGCUUAAGAAUGUAUUUUGGGCAGACAAUCGUAGUAGGCGGGCAUAUAUAGAGUUUAGUAAUAUUGUUACAUUUGAUACAACCUACCUAACAAACAAGUACGACAUGCCAUUUGCCCCCUUCGUUGGUGGUAGUCAUCAUGGGCAAUCAACACUGCUUGGUUCUGGAUUGGUGUCGAACGAAGACGCUAAUACUUUUUUCUGGUUUUUCAGUGCAUCUUCAAUGUAUGCAUGGCAUUGCCCCUCAAGGAAUUAUUACCGAUCAAGACAGGACAAUACAAAAUGUAAUUCAGAUAGUUUUUUCCAACACAAAACAUAGAUGGUAUUUGUGGCACAUUCUAAAGAAGUUGCCUGAAAAAUUUGGAUACCAUGAGGAUAAAUCUAGAAUAUUUCGUUCUAUACAUCAAUUCGUUUACGAUUCAUAGUUUGUUAAAAGAAUUCAAAGAGGGCUGGGCAACAAUGAUUGAUACGUUUGAUUUGCAUGAUAACGAGUGGUUGUCUGAACUUUAUAAGAAUAGAGGUCAUUUAGUACCUUGUUUUUUGAAGACUACUUUUUGGGUAGGCAUGUCUACCACAUAAAGAAGUGAAAAUAUGAAUGCGUUCUUCGACGGAUAUGUGUAUUCCAAGACAUCCUUGAAACAGUUUGUUGAACAAUAUGAAUGUGCAUUGCGGAAUAAGGUUGAGAAUGAAUUCUAGGCCAAUUUUAAGUCAUUUUCACAAAUGGUACCAUGUGCAAGACAAUACGAAAUGGAGCAACAAUUGCAUUUAGUGUACACCAUUUCUAAAUUAAGGAAAGCACAAAAAAAAUGAGUUUAUGAGGAAAGUUUACUGAGACCUUAUCUCCAGUUCGGAGGAGAACUUCAAUACGACAUAUGAGGUACGGGAGGAUGUUAAGAAUGAGGGGUGACGGACGAAUUUUUUUUUUCGUCCCAUUCGAGAAAGAAAAGUGUGAAGUUGUAUGUAGUUGCCACUUGUUCGAAUUUCGGGGAAUAGUUUACCGCCAUGCAAUCGCAGUAUUGAUUCGUAGUGACAUCCUUUUACUUCCAGAAAGGUAUAUACUUCGAAGAUGGAAGAGAGACGUUAGUAGAGCACAUGCAAGGGUCCCAGUAAACUACGAUGGUUUGGUUUGUUCUCCUGAACAGUUGAGGUACGAUGAGGUGUGUCACGCGUUUGCACAAGUGGCAGACCUUGCUGCCAAUGGCGAAGGGCGAGCACGUGUGAUUAUGGAUUGGAUAAAACUUCAGGCUGAAGACUUGAUGAUAUUAAAAAAGGUCAAGUAGUGGAAGUAACGUGCUCUCACAUCACACUAUUCAGGGAGUCGAUGAGUGUACAAAAAUGUGAAAUAAUGCUAGCGUGAACAUACGAGAUCCGACAUUGUCUAAAAGAAAAUGAGCGCCUAGGAAAUUACCAAAAAAAGGCCCGUUGGAGUCCAUUUCAAACAAAGCUAAGAGAAGUUAGGGAUCAACGAAAGGAAAGAGACCAGUGCGAGGCUUAGUGACAUGCAAGAAAGUCCUCAUGAUACUCAGCAAGCAACCCAACAACAGCAUUCCAUGCCGACGCAAUUCCAAUCAUCACAAUAUUCCAUCGCGACACCGUUCCAGCACAUUGGUGUCUUACCGACUUCAAGUUUGAUACAUCUAUCCUCAUCAAAUGUUAUAUAUACAUCACAAGAUUCAUGUAUUGUAGGUCAAACUAUGUCGUACUACAUUUCACAUUUACAAGAUCGAGGAGGCUUCGACAACUGAUCUUGGUUUAUGAUAUGACAUGUGAACAACAGUAGUGGCUUCAUGAAGAUGUCAAUUGCGGAUGAGUGUUGUCGUUAAGUUAGAUUCUAUUUUGUUUAUGCUAUGAUGUUUUUAACACUUGAACUAUAUCCCACAACAUAAUCUUACUUUUAGUUGUAAAGUGGCAGUGUACAUUCCACUAUUAGUUGUAGUAAAAGGCAGAAUCAUUAAUCUUCCUUUUGUAUGAAUUUUUCGCUUUACUA
Molecule: messenger RNA, 3280 nt
Organism: Olea europaea var. sylvestris
Lineage: Eukaryota; Viridiplantae; Streptophyta; Magnoliopsida; Lamiales; Oleaceae
Product: protein FAR1-RELATED SEQUENCE 5-like
Exons: 3
Coding region: 560-1612 (350 amino acids)
Source: RefSeq, a predicted model, not a curated record